Molecule: messenger RNA, 814 nt
Organism: Scaptodrosophila lebanonensis
Lineage: Eukaryota; Metazoa; Arthropoda; Insecta; Diptera; Drosophilidae
Product: HIG1 domain family member 1C
Exons: 3
Coding region: 60-365 (101 amino acids)
Biological process (GO): mitochondrial respirasome assembly
Cellular component (GO): mitochondrion
Source: RefSeq, a predicted model, not a curated record
AAAGUGGCUGGCGUCUCGCUUGCAUUUGGUUGUUUCGUAUUUUUAAUUCAGUGCAAACCAUGAGUGCAAAAUCAUUUUUUGAAAGUGACGAAGAUGUGGCACAACGGAAUAAAUUGUCCAGAAAAGCCAAGGAAUCACCAUUCAUGCUUAUCGGUAUUGCUGGCUUUGUAGCUGCGGGCCUCAUCGGCGCCUAUAAAUAUAAGCACCGUGGCACGAUGAGCACGAGUGUCUUCCUGAUGCAACUUCGCGUGGCGGCCCAAAGUGCAGUUGUGGGCACAUUGACUCUUGGCUUGGCCUACACGAUGGCCAAGGAAUAUAUAUUCGAUAAGCAGCCAAAGAAAGAUUUGGAACCACUGUCUAAUUAAAUCCCACUCUCAUACAUAUAUGAUUGAUUGACACCUUAAUCCCGAAAUCGCGAAGCACUGCUGCUGAUUCGGUCCUUCAACAUAUCUGCAAUUCAGCGAACCUAACUUUUAUUUAUUGCAUCAUCAUAAGCUAUCCCCCCCGCCCUCACACACAAAUACAAACCACACUGAAAACGAGGCUUUGUACCUACAUAACUGUUAAGUGUUCGAUAGCUAAUGUAUUUGUAUACCUGCUGUUUAUGAUUGUGAUACAAGCUGUGUGUUUUUGUACAACAAGAGCGAAGUUCUACAUUCAAAUUAGUCGAAUUAAGCACAAGUCGAGGCGUGCGACAGAAUGGAAGUUAAAAUAUAAAAAAUACCUCUUACAAAACAUGAAAUAUUAUGUACAUACUAUAAAAAAUGAUACGCAUGUACGUUUAAAAUAAAAUCUAUUUAAGAUCAGAAGAAAA